GUCAAACGACAACAGCUCAGCCGACAAAGCGUAAGCUUAGCAAUUGGAUAACCCCUCAACUCAAGCAAGGAAUCUCCCAAAAUGAAGUUUUUCGUGUGCAUCUUGGCUUUGGUGGCCGCGGCUCAGGCUGGUCUUCUGCCCCAUUUGGAUAGCCAUCAUGGUUACCACCACGAGGAUCUCCCGCAUCUGUUGGACGCUGAGAUCCAUCAUUCGGAUGGCAUUCAUCUGGGACACAGUGCCGCACUUGUCCACGAUGAUCACCAUUUGAACCAUCAUCUGGAUCACCACUUGGAUCACCAUCUGGUGGAGUCGCUGCCCACCACUGUGUACCACCAUGAGCCGACCCACUUCCACUACGCCCGUCUGCACUCCGCUCCGGUGGUGCACCACCACCAUCAUGACACCCACGCUGCCGUGGUGCACCACAGCAUCCCGGCCCACUUUGAUACCCACACCCACUCGAACCUGCUGUCCUUCGCCAAGCACGCCCUGCACGGAAAGUACGGAAAGGUCAGGAUCACCGAGACCCACUAUUGAGAGAUUCCAAAAAACAUCCACUGUCCAUUAAACCGCUGACUAGCCAAACGCUCUUACUGUUAAUUUAUUAAGCAUAUAGUUAAGAAAACGAAAAAAUAAACUCGAAUAAACGGGUGACAAUUUGAAAAGAUAAA
Molecule: messenger RNA, 671 nt
Organism: Drosophila takahashii
Lineage: Eukaryota; Metazoa; Arthropoda; Insecta; Diptera; Drosophilidae
Source: RefSeq, a predicted model, not a curated record